CCCUCCAUCCUUCUUCAAUAACAACUAAACCGACAUACGCUUCCUAAAGCUUUCAACUUUCACACUUAUACUGGCAUGCUCUGUUACCCACUAAAACUACAAGUCUGGGAAGAUGAUUCAGCUAAUGUUCAUAGUGAUUUUGUCAGAGAUGGCUCUGAUACUGGCGUUUUUGUUUAGGACUCCAUUUAGGAAGCUGGUAAUAUUGGGUCUGGAUCAGAUCAAGCGCGGCCGUGGACCCAUUGUGGUCAAGACCGUGGCGGGAACGGUGCUUGUGGCGUUGAUGACUAGCGUUUACAGCAUAAUUAAGAUCAAGAAUAGUCGGAUCGACAAAGCUGCUAUUGUUAGUCCCACCGAUCAGGUCCUCAUGGUCAAGCACCUGCUUGAAGCCACUCUCAUGGGAUGCUUCCUAUUUCUUGCUCUUAUGAUAGACAGACUACACCACUAUAUUAGAGAACUUCGUAUACGAAGAAAGAGCAUGGAAGCCAUUAAGAAACAGAACAGAGGAUCUGAGGAUGGCAAAGCUAGCAGUUUGGAUGAGAUCAAAGCCUUGGAGAAUGAGAUAGCUACAUUGCGCACAAGACUCAAACAGCUAGAAUCUGAAAUUGAGACAAAGACAAAAGACGUUCAUACUGCAGAAUCCAAUGUUCUUGCUCUAAGAAAACAAUCGGAAGGGUUUCUUCUUGAAUAUGAUCGAUUACUUGAGGAAAAUCAAAACUUAAAGAACCAGUUAAAGUCGUUGGACCGGAAAAUGUCACGUUCAGGUAGUAAGAAAGAUUCAUAAGCGAUUUUGCCCGCCUUUUGAGAUUUUUUGUUUGUUAUUUAUUUUUCAUAGUGGUUGUUUUGGAGUGCUAUAAGAUGGGUUUAUUUGAUUACAUUUACAUUGUCAUAAAUGCUAAUUGCGGAGAAAAUGGAAUAGAAAAGAGAAGAACAAAAGAAAAAGAGAGAAGAGGUAGGCUUACUACUUUGUGUGAUAAAUGUAACUAGAAGUUGAGUGUUGAAGUAGAAUGGAUCCAUUAUUCAAUUUUGUCUUGAAAAGUUGUGAUACAUUUUGAACGUAAUAACUUAAUGAUAGAGAAUUCUUACCUGAUUUUUUA
Molecule: messenger RNA, 1094 nt
Organism: Prunus mume (Japanese apricot)
Lineage: Eukaryota; Viridiplantae; Streptophyta; Magnoliopsida; Rosales; Rosaceae
Product: B-cell receptor-associated protein 31-like protein
Biological process (GO): endoplasmic reticulum to Golgi vesicle-mediated transport; intracellular protein transport
Cellular component (GO): endoplasmic reticulum; endoplasmic reticulum membrane
Source: RefSeq, a predicted model, not a curated record